Molecule: messenger RNA, 1388 nt
Organism: Fimicolochytrium jonesii
Lineage: Eukaryota; Fungi; Chytridiomycota; Chytridiomycetes; Spizellomycetales; Powellomycetaceae
Exons: 4
Coding region: 217-1386 (389 amino acids)
Source: RefSeq, a predicted model, not a curated record
UUUAAUCCCCGAACACUGAGGUCAGCACCGUUGCCCCCCCGCUCAGUAUAUUUCGCAGCACUGGAACUCUUCCAACGACAAACACCUUGCGGCAUUACGCAAUACCAUCUUACGACCAUACUUCAAACUCCAAAUCACAGAUCCUCUGGGUGUCCUACCUCUCGCUUAACAUUCCAUUACAACUCAUCACUUAUACUUUCAAACCACAAAACAAUAAUGUCCCUCGGCGCUCAAUCAUUGUUUGACGACUUCAAUUCCUCCUCGGAGGACGAGGAUUUCGCUCCUGCCUUUUCUUCCGAUGAUGGGGACUUCAGUCACUCUGAGCCCGACGCAAGUGACGACGACAACGAAGCUGCCAGUCCCAUUUUGCCAGCUCACAAUGGGAAAGCAGGCAAGCGCAAGCGAACGGACGGCAGCAAGUCCCCAACAAAAUCCAAGAAAGCGAAAAAGCAACCCAAACCGACGAACAAAGCCAAAACCAACAAAUCAAAGAAGCGAGCCGGCCAGUCAGAUGCUUCCUCCGAGUCCUCAGCCAGUCGCGGCGUGACGCAGAAGCAAAACGUCAAAAGCGAAAAGCGAGCAGAGUCUGAGGUUUCCUCCGACUCCUUGACCAGCGGCGAAGCCGCCCCGAAGGAGAACGGAAAAGGAAAGAAGCGGGCCGCGGAUUCGGAACCUUCAUCGGACACCUCUGCUACCCGUCCAUCCAAAAGACGCAAGGCCGGUGCACCCAACACUGACACAAUGGCGCUUUUAAAGGCUUUGGAGGAGCAGGACGAUUAUGAUGAGGAAGAUGAUGAGGAUUUCGUUCCGCGAGAGGACCUGGAUGAUGAUGAUGACGACGGGGACGAUGAUGAGCAUACAAAUGGAGAGGAAUCAGGUGAUGACGAGGAGGAGGAUGGGAGUGAUGCGGAAGAGGGGGAUUUAGAGGAAAGCACUAAAGAGGGCAUCACUGGGGGAGGUUUGACAGCCAUGUCAGCACUCUUAGGCCCAGGGAACACGUACCAGCGCUUCCCAGUUGCUAUCCCCAUUUUCUCGCCGGAGUUUAACGCAUUCAUGGACCGCAGAAUUGAGCGUGAGGCGAUAGCGUCGAAAGAACUGGCCGAUGUCACUGCCACCCUCAAGACCAUCCGUGCCCAAUGCACCUCACUCACCAGCACGCGAAAGGAGCAGAUCAAGCGAAUCCAGGUAGCACAGGAGGAUAGGGAUGCAGGAAUCCAAUAUAUAACCUCCAUCCAACGUGCUCUGGCAGAUGCGUUGUAUGAGGGCGUGUUGGGGUUGGUGGCAGGGGUUGGGAAAGACGCACAGCCGCUGGGGAAAUUACAGGGUGCCCAAGUUGCUGCUUUUCUCAAAGCGUUCAAGGAGAAGGUGGCGGGGACGACUGAGUGAUG